CAAGUCCCAGAAUGCACCACAACUCAGACCGAUAUGCAGCAGGGCAUGCUGGGAUCUCUCCUCUUCCCAGCCAUUGAGGAAGGAAGGGCUGUGGUGGAUGCGGUACUGCGGAGCGCUCUCGACGGCCCGGUUCUCUUUCGGUCCAUGUCCCACUAUGCUUUCCUGUGACAUAUGUGGUGAGACAGUAACCUCAGAACCAGAUAUGAAGGCUCACCUAAUUAUUCACAUGGAAAAUGAAGUUAUCUGUCCAUUUUGCAAGUUGUCAGGUAUAAAUUAUGAUGAAAUGUGUUUUCAUAUUGAAACUGCUCAUUUUGAGCAGAAUACACCAGAAAGAAACUUUGAGAAGCUAAAUGCAGUACAGUAUGAAAAUUCAGACAGCAAGACCAACACCGUGCAGAGUACAAUGGAAGUUAAUUCAAGUAUUCAUUUGGCUUGUGCAUCUAAUUUUCCAAAAAAUGCAACUCAGAGCCUUGCUACAGAUGGGAAUUUAAAACAUGAAGCUUUUUAUACAGAGAAUAUAACUGAAUUUAAAAAGUACUUGAAGAGCAAGGAAAAGCAGUCUGGAUUAUCUGAGGUCCAAGGAUCAAUGUAUGAAACAACAUAUAGCCCUCCUGAAUGUCCAUUUUGUGGAAAAAUAGAGGAAUGUAGUCAAGAUAUGGAAACUCACAUGAAAACAAAGCACGCCGGUCUUUUAGAAGCUCCAUUAGAAGACUGUCAUCAACCACUCUAUGACUGUCCCAUGUGUGGGCUUGUCUGUACAAAUUACCAUAUUCUCCAAGAGCAUGUGGACUUGCAUUUAGAAGAAAGCUGCUUUCAACAAGGCAUGGACAGAGUCCAGUGUUCUAGUGAUCGAGAAUUAGCUCACCAGCUUCAACAAGAAGAAGACAGGAAGAGGAAAUCUGAAGAAUCAAGACAAGAACAGGAAGAAUUUCAGAAGUUGCAGCGGCAGUAUGGUUUAGAUAAUUCUGGAGGAUACAAACACCAGCAGCUACGACAUAUGGAGAUAGAAGUAAAUAGGGGAAGAAUGCAUCCAUCUGAAUUUCAUAGCAGAAAAGCUGACAUGUUGGAAUCAAUAGCUAUUGGUAUUGAUGAUGGAAAAACAAAAACUUCUGGAAUUAUUGAAGCCCUCCAUAGGUAUUAUCAGAACACUGCCACAGAUGUGAGGUGUGUGUGGCUUUCUACAGUGGUGGAUCAUUUUCAUUCAUCUUUUGGGGACAAAGGUUGGGGUUGUGGCUAUAGAAAUUUCCAGAUGCUACUUUCAUCGUUACUGAAAAAUGAUGUAUAUGGUGAUUGCUUGAAAGGUAUGUCAGUUCCUUGUAUUCCAAAAAUUCAGUCCAUGAUUGAAGAUGCAUGGAAUGAAGGUUUUGAUCCUCAGGGAGCCUCUCAGCUUAAUAACAAAUUACAGGGAACAAAAGCCUGGAUUGGAGCAUGUGAGAUUUAUACUCUUCUGACCUCUCUGAAAGUAAAGUGCCGCAUUAUUGAUUUUCACAAGUCGACUGGUCCUUCGGGUACACACCCUCGCUUAUUUGAAUGGAUAUUGAACUAUUAUUCUUCAGAGAGAGAAGGGAACCCAAAGGUUGUGUGUACAUCUAAACCUCCCAUCUAUCUCCAGCAUCAAGGUCACAGUCGAACAAUUAUUGGAAUUGAAGAGAGAAAAAACCGAACAUUAUGUUUACUAAUAUUUGAUCCCGGAUGUCCUUCUCGAGAAAUGCAGAAACUAUUAAGGCAAGACAUAGAAGCUAGUAGUCUGAGGCAGCUGCGGAAAUCUGUGGGAAAUCUGAAACAUAAGCAGUACCAAAUCGUAGCUGUAGAGGGUGUCCUUUCACCAGAGGAGAAACUUGCCAGGAAACAAGCUUCUCAAGUGUUUACAGCAGAGAAGAUUCCUUGAAUCAGAUAUUUCUGUGGUUUUGUAAUUAUCUUUUUUCUGCUACUGAUACAGUUGAAUUUGAUUUUGCUUAAGUCCUUGAUAUGAUAUUUAAGUAAUAAAUGCCUGUUAUCUUCUCCACAUAUUAUCGUCUAGUACUUAGUUGAAUAAAAUACCUUGUUUGCAUUGUUGGUUUUGAUUGCUGAUCCACAUCUCAGAAACUUGUCUUAUAGUUAUAAGCUAAUGUGAAUUACUUGUGUUAGCAUUCUUAGUACUUAGCAUCUUUUAGUAGGUUUAAUUUAAAAUGGUUGAGGCAAGUACUGUUAUUAUUAUUAUAUAACUUUUUAUUGAUUCUUUGUGAGUUUCACAUCAUGCUUCACAGUCAGGCUUAUCUCUGUGUUCCUUCUUGUCUACCUCUCACCCUUGCAACCCACCAAAAAAAAAACACAAACAACAGCAACAAUAAAAUCAAAGCAUGGAAAACA
Messenger RNA from Meriones unguiculatus (Mongolian gerbil), 2349 nucleotides. RefSeq names its product zinc finger containing ubiquitin peptidase 1 (gene Zup1). NCBI's taxonomy places the organism in Eukaryota, Metazoa, Chordata, Mammalia, Rodentia, Muridae. The transcript has 10 exons. Bases 98 to 1888 code for a protein of 596 amino acids. The record is from RefSeq and is a predicted model, not a curated record.